GGGAGAGUGGUGCCUGAAGUAGAGUGGAAGGGACACCCAGUUAUCUAUCUUUAUAGAUCAAAUUUAUGUAGUUGAAUGAUUCACCAUCCAUCCAUCCGCGCUUCCACUCGCGUAGAAGUAACAGGGCUCGGAGCUCGGUCGCGUACGUCGCCCAUGCCGUUGCGUGGCGAAUUCACUCUCUCCCCCUCCGCCCAUUCGCCCACCAUAUAGCCUAGCCGCCACCGCCACACCAUCACCCUCCCACUCCGUGGCGCCCGCCUGCCAAGAACCAGUAGUCUCUCUUGGUCAGUCCUACUGGUCCUUGACGUUCGUGGCCAGUCAGGUUAUGUUCUUGCCCCGGCGCCGGGUGUGGUGGUGAGGCCGAGUGAGUGGUCGGCGGCGUGCUCGUGCUCGUGCUUGACUGCUUGUACAUGAGGAGCGGCUGCGGCAGGGGAGGGAGGCAACCUGGGGAAGGAGGCGGGGGAGGCGCUGGGGCUGCUGGGCUGCGUCAAUGAGGUCGUGGCGGCGGUGGCGGCGACGUGGGGGCCCAUGACCGACGGCGCGCGCGUCGAGGCGGCGCCCAGGCUCGCGCAAUGGCGCGUCGAGGCGCUCCCCUGCUACACCUAUCGCAAGUCACUCCCCUUCCGCAUCGGCCUCUGGAACUGGUACCUGUCUGUGGAGAGAAAUAACAAGCAAACUUGUGUUAAGCUCUUUGCAGAGAAUCCAAAUUCUCCCAAGAACGGCCCCUCAGCCCCAAUAGCUUCCUUUAUCACCAAACUUCUCAUAUCUCUUCCACCUAAUCAACAGACCAUAGUCCACCCAGGGAUUUUCGACAAACAGCUGAAACACGACGGUUUUGUGUGGGCAAUCGAUAGCACUGUGACAGGGAGAUUUGUGAUUGAGAUAGAGUUUCUUGACCUGAAGGUCGCUGAUCCAUCUGGUGGCGAACCAGCCUCAAUCUGGGCCUCCCGCCAGAUCAAGCAGUGUUCAGACAGCACCGCUCUGUCCUCCCUGGCUCGGAUGCUGCACGAGGACAUCCUCACCGACAUCACCAUCAACGCGGCGGACGGCAGCGUGCGUGCGCACCGCGCCAUCCUGGCGACGCGGUCGCCGGUGUUCCGGAGCAUGUUCUCGCACGACCUCAGGGAGAAGGAGCUCUCCACCGUGGACAUCUCCGACAUGUCCCUGGACGCGUGCCGCGCCUUCCUCAGCUACAUCUACGGCGACGUGAGCGGCGAGGAGUUCCUGGCGAACCGGCUGGCGCUGCUCCGUGCCGCCGACAAGUACGACAUCGACGACCUCAGGGAGGCCUGCCACGAGAGCCUGCUGGAGGACAUCAACAUGGGCAACGUGCUGGAGCGGCUGCAGACGGCGCACCUGUACCAGCUGCCCAGGCUCAAGGGCGGCUGCCUUAGGUUCCUGGUGGACUUCAGGAAGGUGUACGAGAUGCACGACGACCUCAACGCGUUCCUGCAGACGGCCGACAGGGACCUCGUGGCCGAGGUGUUCCAUGGCGUCCUUGCUGCGUGGAGCGGCCGGUGAUCCAUGGGUGCAUCCGUGCAUGGCAUUGCAGUCUGCAGGUGUGUACAUCUGGUUGGUUUAGUUCAUACAGAUUGUUUGGAGGAUUCUUGCUGGAAAAGCGUGUAAAUAUAUUUGCAAACAGUACAUGCGUGCCAGUAGUUGGCCUAAAACAUACUGUGCACGCCUUGAUUGGAUUUUGUUCUUAUCAUGUGGAAAUCUAAUUCUUGUAACCUAUUGCUGGACUUGUAAUACAUCAGCUGAUAUGCUGCUUAUUGCAAAAGUUACUUGAGACUUCACUGAUAA
Messenger RNA from Sorghum bicolor (sorghum), 1803 nucleotides. RefSeq names its product BTB/POZ domain-containing protein At1g55760. Lineage: Eukaryota; Viridiplantae; Streptophyta; Magnoliopsida; Poales; Poaceae. The coding region runs from base 529 to 1521 and encodes 330 amino acids. The transcript has 4 exons. Gene Ontology annotation, molecular function: protein binding. The record is from RefSeq and is a predicted model, not a curated record.